This is a messenger RNA of Clonostachys solani, 711 nucleotides long. NCBI's taxonomy places the organism in Eukaryota, Fungi, Ascomycota, Sordariomycetes, Hypocreales, Bionectriaceae. The record is from the annotation of a GenBank genome assembly.
AUGGCAGAGGGGCGGCCUCUUUAUCACGACAAUGAGGCAGAGCCAUUCAAAAGCGUUGUAUACUUGGUAUGCGACGGUGCUUCGGGCUUGCAAAAGUUCGACCUACUGAUGCAUCAUCACGACAUGGUGAUUGCUAUUGCUGAGAAUGAAGUAGAGAAAGCUCAUGUGCUGCAUCUGCAAAAUAUACGCAAGGACACGCUUUCUGAGGCCGAAACUGCCAUCAACAACUUCUUGGACAAAUUUGAACCGCUCGGUGAUGGCGACACUCUUCAGAAUACCACCCUUCAGAAUACCGUCUUUCAAAACUUUGGCCUGGUUUGCGAUCUACUGGAUGAGUUGGAUGAAGAUGCUAGGUGUGAGAUCGAGAAGGUGAAGAAGAAGCUAAGCAAUAUAGAAAACGACAGCCUUCACUAUCCCAAGAGAGUCAAGGACACGACGCCCGGGAAAUUCAACCCAGUUUCUGAGAUGAUUGCUGCCUGCAGCGACUUUCUGGACCAGGCAGAGUCAAUUAUGUCGAAAGCAUACGAGAAUGCUUGCGGGUACCGUCCUGGAAGAGAUGGGGAGAUAUGGAUGACGGACUCUUAUCUAUCUCACCAGUGCCUUCGAAAGUAUCUUGGAGAGCAGAGCGAAAUUCGGGACCUCACCUUUCGUUGGGAGACGCGUGUGAACAAGAGUUCCACUGGGCAGCGAACAUUCGAUGUGUGUUUUUAG